Penicillium cosmopolitanum is the source of this 219-nucleotide messenger RNA. RefSeq lists its product as uncharacterized. The record is from RefSeq and is a predicted model, not a curated record. The transcript has 2 exons. Bases 1 to 219 code for a protein of 72 amino acids. NCBI's taxonomy places the organism in Eukaryota, Fungi, Ascomycota, Eurotiomycetes, Eurotiales, Aspergillaceae.
AUGGCGAAUGCAGCAGAACUUGUAAGAGAUCUUUUCAAGCAACUGAAGAGCCCCAAUGCAAACCGCGAGAAUGUUCUGCUCAUCGGCCAGGAUGCUCUGACCAAGGCUAAGGAGCAUUUAGAGCUCCUUACCACGGCGUCGGCUAAUGCAGAGGAGAUCCUAGAAGCCGAGAUCGUCGUACUUAGCCUCCAGGCCAUUGUUGAUCUUUGCGCUCUUUGA